Batrachochytrium dendrobatidis JAM81 is the source of this 424-nucleotide messenger RNA. RefSeq lists its product as uncharacterized. Gene Ontology annotation, cellular component: ribosome; cytosolic large ribosomal subunit. Gene Ontology annotation, molecular function: structural constituent of ribosome. The transcript has 4 exons. The record is from RefSeq and is a predicted model, not a curated record. Gene Ontology annotation, biological process: cytoplasmic translation. NCBI's taxonomy places the organism in Eukaryota, Fungi, Chytridiomycota, Chytridiomycetes, Rhizophydiales. The coding region runs from base 11 to 373 and encodes 120 amino acids.
GUUAUUUCAAAUGGAAAAGGCUCAAAAGACCACUAAAAAGAGCGCACUCAAUGAGGUUGUGACUCGCGAGUACACUAUCCACCUCCACAAGCUUGUUUUUGGAGCUACCUUCAAGAAGCGUGCACCCAAGGCUAUCAAGGCAAUCAAGACAUUUGCCACCAGAGCCAUGGGUACUUCUGAUGUUCGUGUUGAUCCCUCUCUGAACAAGCACAUCUGGGCCAACGGUGUCAAGUCUGUUCCCCACAGAGUCCGUGUUCGUCUUUCCCGCAAGCGUAACGACUCUGAGAAUGCCAAGGAGAAGCUGUACACAUAUGUUACAGUCGUUCCCACAGUUAACUUCAAGGGUCUUCUCAAUCAGACUGUCGAUGAAUAAGCGGAUGAUUUAUCAAAAAUAAAUGAUCUUUAUUUCGUCACUCGUGGUUGU